Molecule: messenger RNA, 1999 nt
Organism: Labeo rohita (rohu)
Lineage: Eukaryota; Metazoa; Chordata; Actinopteri; Cypriniformes; Cyprinidae
Gene: myog
Product: myogenin
Exons: 3
Coding region: 723-1484 (253 amino acids)
Biological process (GO): positive regulation of myoblast differentiation; positive regulation of transcription by RNA polymerase II; muscle organ development
Molecular function (GO): DNA-binding transcription factor activity, RNA polymerase II-specific; protein dimerization activity; RNA polymerase II cis-regulatory region sequence-specific DNA binding
Source: RefSeq, a predicted model, not a curated record
AGCAGAAAAUUUAGACAAAUAUGUGUGUAAUAUAUGUAAUAUAUACAUCAAUACACACACACAGACACACACACACAAAUAAAAAAAUAGAGACAGAGAGAGCACGAGAGAGAUUAUUUAUUAUUAUAUUCAAUAUUAUCUAAAAUUUCCAAUUUAUCUUGAUGUUUUUUUCAAAAAGACAGCCUUAAUAAUGAAUUGUUACAGAGACUAGAAACUGUUAACAAUAGAAAAAAUGUCGCGCCACAUUUUUUCUGCUUUAGAAGAGAAGGUGAUCCUGUCUGACAAGGAUUUAGAUCAGUUAAUUAAGGAGCCAUAGUGGAUCUUUCAUAUCUGCUGUAGUCUGUUUGAUUUCCAUGGCACCCAGAUCAAGUUCCUGGACUUUCAACAGCGGCCUGACGCCGUUCUUGAAGCAAACGGGUCCCAAAUCCCCAGAAGAUUGGGGAAUGAAAAGAGAUGUAAAGUUUAGAUGUGUGGCAACAGCUAAACGCAGGGUCAGGUUUCUCAGAGCCCUGGCUAUAUUUAACCUACUGAUCUAACACCAGGCAGAGAGUUUAAAUGCCACCACUGCAGUUGGUGUGGAGCAGUUGUCGUCCACAGAUCUUCUUCAGCACGAGCUCAGCUCCGGGGGGAAACACCCACACACGCUCGCAAGAACCGCAAAGGACCUAUAACGCUUUCAGAGAAGACAGAGCAGAGCCAGUGGACUCUAAUUCCAGCAAGACAUGGAGCUUUUCGAGACCAACCCCUACUUCUUCGCAGACCAGCGCUUUUACGAAGGCGGCGAUAACUACUUCCAGUCCAGGCUGACCGGAGGCUUCGACCAAGCUGGAUAUCAGGACCGAAGCUCCAUGAUGGGCUUGUGUGGAGACGGAAGGUUGCUGUCAAACGGAGUGGGGCUGGAGGACAAACCCUCUCCAUCUUCUAGCCUCGCUCUGUCCAUGUCUCCUCACCAGGAGCAGCAGCACUGUCCGGGUCAGUGUCUGCCCUGGGCCUGCAAGGUGUGUAAGCGCAAGUCUGUGACCAUGGAUCGACGGAAAGCCGCCACUUUGAGGGAGAAGAGGAGGUUGAAGAAAGUCAACGAGGCCUUUGAGGCUCUUAAGAGAAGCACGCUCAUGAAUCCCAACCAGAGGCUGCCGAAGGUGGAAAUCCUGCGUAGCGCCAUCCAGUACAUCGAGAGGCUCCAGGCGCUGGUCAGCUCUCUCAACCAGCAGGAACAUGAGCAGGGAAACCUGCAUUACAGAGCCGCGGCUCCUCAAGGGGUGUCGUCCUCUAGCGAUCAGGGCUCGGGCAGCACCUGCUGUAGCAGUCCAGAGUGGAGCAGUGCGUCUGAGCACUGCGCCCCCGCCUACAGCUCCACCCAUGAGGAUCUCUUGAACGACGACUCCUCAGAGCAAACCAACCUGAGGUCCCUGACGUCUAUUGUGGACAGCAUUACAGGAACAGAGGUGACUCCGGUUGCCUAUUCAGUGGACAUAAGCAAAUAAACGAGGAGGGUGAUGGCACCAUUAUGUUCAGACCAGCUUUCACCGACCAUAACAGCACUAUGUAUGACACCCAAGGUGAACAAAGAACCUUUUAAAAGUCCUAAAAGCCUUGGGGGCUUAAUUUCCAGACAAAUCUUGAGGUCCAUAUGAAUAUAUUUCCAAAUCUUUCUUAUCUUUGUGGGAAUAAGAACGAAUUUUAAGCCUAAUUCCUGUUUAAACUUAAGACAGUCAGACAGGCCGAUACAUAAUUUCAUAGUUUGUACUUUUUCCCUCUUGAUUCCUUUAUUUUUGCAUUCUGUUUGUGUGUGCUUUAUGCUUACCAACAAAAAAAACAUUUGUGGGUCCAAUGUUUUACUUCUGGUUUUGACCAAUUUCUGCUUAAUUUAAACUAGUUCCGAAUGCCAGUCAUGUAAAUAUGUUCCUCUUUUCUACAGAGUGGUUUUGUUAUUUUAUUUUGUAUUUUUCGGUGUUUGGAAUAAUUUAUUUGACUUUUAUAAUAAAGAUUGUUGUGUAUU